Messenger RNA from Kwoniella botswanensis, 1011 nucleotides. RefSeq lists its product as uncharacterized. The transcript is spliced from 3 exons. Gene Ontology annotation, molecular function: L-serine ammonia-lyase activity; threonine deaminase activity. Lineage: Eukaryota; Fungi; Basidiomycota; Tremellomycetes; Tremellales; Cryptococcaceae. The record is from RefSeq and is a predicted model, not a curated record. Gene Ontology annotation, biological process: L-threonine catabolic process; L-serine catabolic process. Bases 1 to 1011 code for a protein of 336 amino acids.
AUGCCAGAGACCACACCUCAAAGACCGUGGAUAGAGACUCCCUUACUUGAGUCAGCAGCUUUGUCCAAGAUCAAUGGCUGUCGGGUCUUCUUGAAACUAGAGAACCUCCAGCCCAGUAAAUCAUUCAAAUCUCGAGGAAUCGGAAAUUUCAUUGUCCAAUCAAUCCAAUCCACUCCCAAUCCAUCCUCUCAACCUCAUUUCUACAUUUCGUCAGGCGGUAAUGCAGGCUUAGCAUGUGUAACAGCAUGUUCUACCUUGGGAUACAAAGCUACUGUGGUAGUUCCCCUAUCGACAAAGCAAUUCAUGAUUGAGAAAUUGAAAAUUGCAGGAGCGGACGUACUUCAAUAUGGAGAAACAUGGUUUCAUGCCGAUCAACAUCUCCGUAAUGAUAUAUUAUCUAAAGAUCCUGGAGGAGUUUACGUUCCUCCCUUUGAUCAUCCGAAUGUCUGGGAUGGCGCCGCUACCUUGGUACCAGAAUGGGAAACCCAACUGUCUCACAUUGACGGUCUAGAGCAAGUCGAAGCGGAUGGAGUAGUUUGUUGUGUAGGUGGAGGAGGGUUGUUCGCAGGUAUAAUGCAAGGUAUUCUCAACCAGAAGAAAAGAAAAACAAAGGUUAUAGCUGUUGAAACGAAAGGUGCAGAAAGUCUAAAUGCUUCUUUAGAAAAAGGUGAAAAUUCCAGCUUGGGGGGAAUCACUUCCAUCGCGACUUCCUUGGGAGCUAUCAAAGUGUGCCAACAAGCUUUCGAUUACGCCCAUGAGAAUAGAGGUUUAGUGAAGAGUGUUGUAGUAAGCGAUCAACAGGCUGUACAGGCAUUGUUGAGAUUCGCAAGCGAAGAAAAUAUGAUUGUGGAACCUGCUUGCGGAGCGACUCUGUCUAUCGCCUACGAAGGGAAGUUGAAAAAUCAUAUAGAAGGGUUGAAAAAAGAUUCAAGGGUUGUGUUGGUAGUUUGUGGAGGAAGUGCGGUGACGCUAGACUUGCUAGAUGAAUGGAGGAAGACCUAUGCCAAUUAG